Molecule: messenger RNA, 3184 nt
Organism: Gigantopelta aegis
Lineage: Eukaryota; Metazoa; Mollusca; Gastropoda; Neomphalida; Peltospiridae
Product: probable ubiquitin carboxyl-terminal hydrolase MINDY-4
Exons: 17
Coding region: 93-2387 (764 amino acids)
Biological process (GO): protein K48-linked deubiquitination
Molecular function (GO): cysteine-type deubiquitinase activity; K48-linked deubiquitinase activity
Source: RefSeq, a predicted model, not a curated record
AUGGCUGCCUUGUAAAAAUUCCACAUCUAACUUCUAUUAUAUAUUAAUUUUAUGAAGUGGAGAGAACAUUAAGUAAGGGUUAUAAAGUGCAGAUGGAUUUGGCAGGGUUGUAUAUUGAAGACGUAGCUUCGUCUCUAGUCCGAGAAUACCUAAGUCGAAAAGGACUGAAAUCAACACUAGAAAUCCUUGAUGAAGAACUACCACGAACUCCAAACAGCAUUGGAAAUCGCCAGCUGCUUAUGAAGGAAAUCAAGCUGGAAAAAUUGAUGAAAAAAAAUAAAGAACAGGAAAAACCACUGCGUACUAUGAUCGAAGUGAUGACGAAAUAUUUUGUUGAACGUAGUCAGCCCGGUUUAUAUGAGAAUCGUACAUCCGUGAAACAUCCACCUGUGCUUACUACGGAUGGUGAACAGAAAAGUAUUCUCUCAAUGGCAGAACAUAUACAGCCAGACGGUCCCAGCAAAGCCUCUACCAACAGCAGAUAUCUUUCAAGUCAGAAACAAAUCAGUGCAGUCAUAUCUCCACCAUUAAUAGAUUCGACCAGACUCUGUGGUUACACAUCACCUGCCGACAAGGAAGCGUUUGAGACAAAGCCCAGACCAUCUUCGUCUGUUCUUAACUCCAAAAUUGCUAAGUCCAACAAGAACGAUGUUGUGAUUGAAGAUGAUCUGGAUAGUGAGACGCUGGUUGGUGCGGGGAAGGCUGGAGUGUUUUUCAACUCCGAUACUGGAGAUCAGGCUCCAAGGACGAGAUUCACUCAGCCUGUUCCUUCCCGAACCCGCGGAGUAGCGUCUCCCAUUACAAGUAACCUUGAUGAAUCUCAAAGAAGACGUGCCUACCAAAGACCUAAAUCACGCUUUACAAGUUACCAAGGAAAAUCAAAUGGUUCUUCAUUAACAAAUUCUGAUAGUCCGAGACAGGCUGAGCAUUCUGGGAUUGACACAUUGCUGGAUGGUGUGUCAAGGUCAUCCCCACUUCAGCAAGACCUUGUCUCGCCUUCGAAACCAGAAACGAUUAAAAAACCGGUGUCGAUAACGGACGUUAUUGAGAAAAGUUCUGAACGUUUAAAUGAGUUGAGCAGGAAAAUGUCCGAACCCCAGAUUCUUGAUGAACAGAGUUACAGUGUGGCCCAAUCCAGCAUGGCAAAUAGGACACCAGGUCCACAUGUUAAUUCGGUACAAGGGAGCCUAAAAGAAGGAACAAAAUCGUCAAAUGAUAUGGAACUAACUGACAUCGGGGACCUGGAAACUGAACUGGACGAUGUUCAACUUGAACCGGUGACUCAACAGACUCAGAUUCUUAAUCUGAACAAACUUGACUUCAAACCAAUAGACCUGCAGACUGCUGUAGCCCUGAAAACUGUAAUUUUGGGUUCAGCAAACCAAAACUUUGUGGACGAAUGGCGAUACCAGGGAUUUAGUUUCUGUGAUAUUCCUGAUCUUCAGUACGGGAUUGUGCAGAAGAAGGGAGGACCCUGUGGGGUUUUGGCAUCGGUACAAGCUUGUUUUCUGCAAGAGAUGCUAUUUGGUGAAUCGCUGCUCCCCAAAAGAAGAAGUCUGCAGCCCACGUGUACUGAACGUUCAAUGUACCUGGCGACAGCUCUGAGUCGGAUAUUUUGGCGGGCCGGCAGUCAGCUCAAAGCUGUGGUUACAGUCCCCUCUGGGAGGGCUCAUGUUAUUGGCAGUUCCCGAUUUAAGUCCGAUGAUCUUACAGAAAUGCUGAUGCUCUAUACCUUCAUUAAGUACGAAGAACUGCUGUCCUUCAUGAGACAAACCAUUCACCAGUUUGAGAUGGAUGGCAAUGGUGGAAUCAUUCUGGCUUUGUACUCUUCUGUGUUAUCGAGGGGUGUUGACAAAGUUCGAUCAGAUUUCGACGAGCCUGAAGGGAAAUUAAUGGCAGCUCAUUUCUAUUGCACGCAGGAGAUCGUGAACCUGUUCCUGACGGGUCGCGCUGUGGCAAAUGUCUUCAAUGAUGUGAUAGAGCUGGACUCGGGAGGAGGAGCCGCCAUGAUCCUCAGGGGAAUUCACCAGAGGUCUCACAUUGGCUUUCUGUCUCUCUUCGAGCAUUACAAGUCGUGUCAGGUUGGGACAUACUACAAGACUCCACGACACCCGAUCUGGGUGGUGUGUAGUGAGAGUCACUUCAGUGUUCUGUUCUCGACGAACCAGGCUCUGACAAACGACUGGAAGGCUGAGCGCAGGUUUGAUCUCCAUUACUACGACGGCCUCGCCAGACAGCAGGAACCCAUCAAGCUGACAGUGUCUACAACAAACCGGUCGUUCGUUCCACCUUCAGAUGGUGAGCUUGUGCCUCCUCUAGAACACUGCAUCAGAACAAAAUGGAAAGAUGCAGAAAUAGAUUGGAAUGGAUAUGAACCAAUUCUCUAGUCAAGAUGAAGCAAGAUAAAGAAGAAAACGUGUACCCAUCUGCUGAAUGAAACAAAGAAUACAACAUUUACGCUGCUGUGUAGCGCACUGCUGGUCCAGUCAUACCAAUACUAACGACUGGAGUUUGAUGCUUUCAACUGUUUAUUGGUUGCAUAGUGUACCUGCGAAACAUCCUGUUACAAACCCAGUGUAGUGCAUUUAUAUUUUAAUUAUUUUACAACACCUGAUUUACCUGUGUUGAUGAACUUUCACAAAGUAAAUUGUUUGUGUGUGUGUAUAUUUGUGCGUCCAAUUAAUGUGAGUACUCCAUGGCAUUACGAAAUACUUCGUAGACUGGUUUUUUAAACGAAUGUAGACAGGGUCUCUAAUCCUAUCAAAUCUAUAUCUGGUACACAUAUGUACUAAACGCAGUAAGCCUACCAAUAAACAUCCAGAUUCACCCCAACAUACGACGCCAUAUAACCGUAAAUAAAAUGUGUUGCGUGCGUUGUUAAAUAAAACAUUUCCGUCCAGUUCAUAAAGUUUAUAAAGUUAGCCAGCUUGUCUUCUGAAUUAAAGAGAUGAAGACAUCAGGGCUUCUAGAUCAGUGAUUUUAAACAUUUUACUAGCCAUGAUUGAAAAAUUCACUAGCCCUACUUUAUGUAAAUAUAAUUUUACUAAUAGGAAUAAUCGGAUAUGUCACCUAAAGAAGAUAGAGCUGGAAAAAACCUUAGAUUGGGAGAUUGGGAGGGGGUGGGGGUGGGGUGGUCGGGCAGGAUAUUCAUAUCUGCAAAAUAGACUUGAAUGCAGCAUUUGAC